AGACAGACAGAGAGAGAGAGAGACAGAGACAGAGAGAGACAGAGACAGAGACAGACAGAGACAGUGACAGAGAGACAGACAGAGAGAGAGAGAGACAGAGACAGCGACAGAGGGAGAGAGGUGUUGGCUGUGGUGUGCCAUAUUGACAUGGUACAUUUGGGUGAGAAGGUGUUGCUGUCUGUUGACCGUCUGUGACAAGGUCAGCUGUCCGACCCUGCAAAAUUCUUUACUUUCAGCAGUUGCCAUGGCGCCGGUGGGAGAGUUCAUGGAGUCAUGGGCAGUGUCAGUGUCGAAAUCAUUCUCUAUAGAGGUCGUUGUUUUCUCUCUGCUCUUCCUCCUCCUCUCCAUCAUCCUCCUGGCCCUCUGCACUGUCUGUGGAAGGCAAUCCUUUGAGCUUCAGGACGGUGGUGGGGAGGUGGGGGCCACCCAGUCACAGCUGAUGAGAGUGGUAAAGUUGGAGGACGCCCUGGCCGCCAGGGAGAACCCCAUGAUCAAUGACAUCAGAAAAAGCGAGAGAGAUUUCAGUCACAUACCUGAAGAACGUGUCCCAGAGCAGCUUCCUGCUGAGCAGGAUGGCAUCAGGUUCAAACCCGAUCACCAAGGUGAUUCUCUAGGUGCCUUGCAGAUGGCCAACGGAACCCCUGUGGCCAUGAUGACAAUAUCUCCCCCCCCCCCCCCCACCACCGUCGACAUCGGUGACCUGAGGGACGUCCUGAACUUCACACCCGAGCUCCACUCUAUACCAGCCCCGAUAUCCAUGGUGGGAGAUGACAGCCCCCUCGAGUCCGUACCCCCACCUGUCUAUUCAGGGGACACCCUGGAAACACCCAUCAUGAAUGUUCUUCACACCCUGGUGCUGGAUGCUCCCAUCGUGGAUCCCCUCAUCAUAGACACCCUUGCAUCUGUGGAUGCCCCCAUUGUGAACAGCCUUGAACCUGUCGACAUCCACAUUGUGAAUGACACUGACCCCCUCAAUAUCCCCAUCGUGAACGACCUUGACCUCCUGGAGGCCCCUGCAGAAUUCAGCUCUAACUUUAUCGGUCAGCUUGAAGAAGAUGGUCAGGUGGAGGGUGAGGACCAGGGGCCUUCCCUGGGGGUCCGACCCGAGCACACCUAUGAGAUCUUUGGUGAGCUCACACCUGAUGAUCCCUCUGUGGAAGUGGACCUGACAACCCCAGGCUAUCAAACCAUAGCUGAACUGGUCAACAAAUCAACCACACAGCAUGACGAUGACACAACCAUGGUCACAAUGCCAUCGGACCUGGCAAGCCCAGACUAUGAGAUCAUAGCUGAACUGGUCCAGAAAUUGAGCGCAACCACACUGCCUGACAAUGAGCCAAAAAAAACUACAGGCACAGACCCGGGGGAGGGGCUUGACCUGACAAGCCCUCUCUCAUUUGUGGAGGAGGUAGAGGAUGGUUUGAGUGACAGGGGCUGGAAUCCAAUGUAUGCCAGAGUGAGCAGGAAGCUUAGUAAGUGCCCCACCCCACCCCCUGUGCCUCCGCCAGAGGAAGAGGAGGAAUAUUUACCUCCAAUACCGGAAAGAAGAGGAGAGAUGGAGGAAUGAUCAUUGUAGAAUAUCCCUUCAGACUUUUAAAAAGCACCGCAAAUGUGUUUUAUGUACUCAAUGCUAUUUGAAUGUAUAUGCAGUGCAUUCGGAAAGUAUUCAGACCCCUUGACUUUUUGACUUUAUCAACAUUUGUUACAUUACAGCUUUAUUCUAAAAUGGAUUAAAUUGUUUUUUUCCCCCUCCUCAAUCUACACACAUUACCCCAUAAUGACAAAGCGAAAUCAGG
Oncorhynchus gorbuscha (pink salmon) is the source of this 1796-nucleotide messenger RNA. RefSeq lists its product as uncharacterized. The transcript is spliced from 7 exons. The coding region runs from base 245 to 1567 and encodes 440 amino acids. The record is from RefSeq and is a predicted model, not a curated record. NCBI's taxonomy places the organism in Eukaryota, Metazoa, Chordata, Actinopteri, Salmoniformes, Salmonidae.